GCGCCUGCUGCUGUCUUCAAGAAGCGCGGCGCAAAGGGCAAGGCAAACAUCCGAAAGCGACCCGCGACGCCUCCACUAGUAGCCAGCGACGACUCGAGCGAUUUCUCAUCUUCCGAGGACGACUCCGGUCUGAGGGUCAAGCGCAGGAAGAACAACACGGGUGUUGGGACAGCGGUGUCCAGAAACAAGGCCGCAGCUGCUGCUGCGACAGACGUCUCGUCAGCCACUAUCUUCGAAGCCGACCGCGGCCUCGGGCUCGACAGCAAUCAGGAUGCGACCAAGUCGAGCAAUUGGUUCGACGAGGACGUCGACGGCGCUCUCUCGGCAAAGAGCUUGCUCGGUUCCACGCGCGCCCUGCAGUCUAAGAAGUCUGCUGGCAGCAGCAGCGUAGAGGCCGCCCAGGACCCCCCCGACGGUACCUACAAGGGCCUCGCCAACCAGACCUCGUACAUACAAAAGAACCCGAACGCGCCUUCGCGGAUUGUCGGGCCCGUGAAGGUGCCUACAAACAUCCGUACGAUUACAAUUACAGAUAUGGCGCCUGAUGUGUGCAAAGAUUACAAAACAACCGGCUUCUGCGGCUUUGGCGAUUCAUGCAAAUUCCUUCACGCUCGAGAAAACUACCUGCACGGGUGGCAGCUUGACAAGGAGUGGGAGAACGUGACCAAGGGGAAGAAGACGGUAGGGGGCACGAUUGUGGCGAGCGCGGACCGGCGGAACCGAAACGGCGCCGACAACAACGACGACGACCGGGACGCCGAGGAGGAGGCCAUGCUCGAGAACAUACCGUUUGCGUGCUUCAUAUGCAAGGGCCCAUACAAAGCUCCCGUAGUGACGCGGUGCGGGCACUAUUUCUGCGAGGCGUGCGCACUCAAUAGGUAUCGCUGCGAUCCCGGGUGCGCGGCUUGCGGAAUGGGCACCAACGGUGUCUUCAACUCGGCCAAGAAGCUACAGAAGUUGCUCGAGAAGAAGAAGGAGCGGGCUGCGCGCAAGAGGCAGGAGGCCAUAGAGGCCGGGGAAGAUGUUAGCGAGGAGGAAGAGGAC
Molecule: messenger RNA, 1044 nt
Organism: Lasiosphaeria miniovina
Lineage: Eukaryota; Fungi; Ascomycota; Sordariomycetes; Sordariales; Lasiosphaeriaceae
Exons: 3
Biological process (GO): snoRNA splicing
Cellular component (GO): U2-type spliceosomal complex
Molecular function (GO): metal ion binding
Source: RefSeq, a predicted model, not a curated record